Messenger RNA from Cervus elaphus (red deer), 3150 nucleotides. RefSeq names its product growth factor receptor bound protein 14 (gene GRB14). Gene Ontology annotation, biological process: insulin receptor signaling pathway; negative regulation of insulin receptor signaling pathway. The record is from RefSeq and is a predicted model, not a curated record. Bases 162 to 1541 code for a protein of 459 amino acids. Gene Ontology annotation, cellular component: cytoplasm; plasma membrane. The transcript has 10 exons. Lineage: Eukaryota; Metazoa; Chordata; Mammalia; Artiodactyla; Cervidae.
GCCGAGCGUCUGAGCCGCCCGGGUCCAGAGCGCAGGCGGCGAGGCCACCGCACCUGCAGCGCGCUCGGGCUGCCGAACCGGCACCUCGCCUCCCGCCGCCCGGUCUCCUUCUCCCCCCGCGCCGGGUCUCCCAUGACGCCCGAGCCCCACGGCCGGCGACAAUGACCACUUCCCUGCAAGAUGGGCAGAGCGCCGCGGGUCGGGCGGCUGCCCGGGACUCGCCGCUGGCCGCCCAGGUGUGCGGCGCUGCCCAGGGGAGGGGCGACGCCCGCGACCUGGCGCCGGCCCCCUGGCUGCACGCGCGGGCGCUCCUGCCCCCUCCGGACGCGACCCGCGGCUGUGCGGCAGACAGGAGAAAAAAGAAAGAUCUUGAUGUUCUGGAAAUGCCGUCUAUUCCAAACCCUUUUCCUGAGCUAUGCUGCUCUCCAUUUACAUCUGUGUUGUCAGCAGGCCUGUUUCCCAAAGCAAAUUCAAGGAAAAAACAGGUAAUUAAAGUAUACAGUGAAGAUGAAACCAGCAGAGCUUUAGAGGUACCCAGUGACAUAACUGCCCGAGAUGUUUGCCAGCUGUUGAUCUUGAAGAAUCAUUACAUUGAUGACCACAGCUGGACCCUUUUUGAGCACCUGCCUCAUGUAGGUCUAGAAAGAACAAUAGAAGACCACGAGCUGGUGAUUGAAGUGCUAUCUAACUGGGGAAUGGAAGAAGAAAAUAAGCUAUACCUUAGAAAAAAUUAUGCCAAAUAUGAAUUCUUUAAAAACCCAAUGUAUUUUUUUCCAGAGCAUAUGGUGUCUUUUGCAACUGAAACCAAUGGUGAAAUAUCCCCUACACAGAUUUUGCAGAUGUUUCUAAGUUCAAGCACAUAUCCUGAAAUCCAUGGCUUCUUACAUUCAAAAGAACAGGGAAAGAAGUCCUGGAAAAAGAUUUACUUCCUUUUAAGAAGAUCCGGUUUAUAUUUUUCUACUAAAGGGACAUCAAAGGAACCACGGCAUUUGCAGUUUUUCAGCGAAUUUGGCAAUAGUGAUAUUUAUGUGUCACUGGCAGGCAAAAAAAAACACGGAGCACCGACGAACUAUGGAUUCUGCUUUAAGCCUAACCAAGCGGGAGGGCCCCGGGACCUGAGAGUGCUCUGCGCGGAAGAAGAGCAGAGCAGGAUGUGCUGGGUGACCGCGCUUAGAUUGCUUAAGUAUGGCAUGCAGCUAUACCAGAAUUACAUGCAUCCAUAUCAAGGCAGAAGUGGCUACAGUUCUCAGAGUAUAUCUCCCAUGUUUCAGGUCCUUGAAAAACAUACCGCUCUCCAGGAAACCCAAAAGAUGCAAGCCAAAAUAUUGGUUGUGCAUUACAUUAAGACUAGCACCGCUUCACAAGUUUAUCCUAAAUGGCACUUGGAUAUUUAUACACAGAUACAUCUUUCCCCGUCUUUGGGACCUAAUUUUAAUUUCCUGUGCAUUAACAAGAAAUUUAUUUUUGAACUUAAAGUUUAUGUUCUGCUGUUUUUGCUUGUGCUCUUUACUAUUGAGUAUAUUGGAAAUUUGGACAUAUGAGCUUGUAUGACAAAUUGGCUAACAUGCUGCAUUUACACUUAGGUUAAAACAUGCUUUUCAUGGCUGUGACCAAGGGAGGUGCAUUUUUGCACGUGGUAACAUAGCAGAUAAAACGCUUAGUUCUAGGAAUGAGGCAUGAAAUAAUGUCAAUUAUGUAUCCUGAUAGACUAAUAUGGAAAAAGAAUUCCAAUUCUGUAGUUAUGGUGCUUUAAGUUAAGGAAGAGUAACUUUUCAUUUUUAUAUCGAUUACUUUUUAGCUCCAAAAUAAGAAAGUAAGGAAUGUAAUGAAUUUUUAUAAAAGCAGUAGCUUUAAGGUGAGAAUUUUUAUAAUUUGUCAGCUUACCCUAAUCUUUUAAUUCAUGUAUAUAUGAAUAAUGAAUUUUAUUAUCUUAAUCCUUUUCUAAAUCCUUCUAAAUUUCUUUCAGAGUCUAAAGUUAUUAGGAUGAGCAUGUUAAUAGCAGCCAUGAUUUGGAGGCAAUUAUUAUUUAGUAUCCUCUUAAUCACAGGGAAAAAAUGCUAUAAAAUAAGUCCUUUCCAGUCUCAUCAUUGUCAUUAAUAUACAAGUAUAGUAUUAUUCUUGCUUCUUUCCACUGAAACUGAUCCUACUGUUGAUCAUUAUAUCUAUGACAGUUCAGUUAAUGUAGCUUUAUUUUUUUGGCACCUUGUAUAAGAAAAGACACUCCUUGAGUCUUGAAUUUGGCUGUAAACAGGGGUUCAAGGACAAGAGGUUUAAACCUCUGUGAUGAGGACAAGGAUCUAGUCCUGUAUGGCAGUUGACAUGAUCAGACAAAAUGGCAUCUCAGCUCUUCUUAAUUUUCACGAAGGAAACCUAGAAGACUGGGGAGGCAUUUUUGUUUACUUUGAUAUCUAUACAGAAUCCCAGGAUAAUUUCUAGAUGAGAAAAUCAGUGACCUCACCUGCCUCCGUGGGUUUUCAUCAAGGUACCAUGUUCAAGGAGCAACAGGAAAAGCUUCCUAAUUUUGUUAUAGUUUUAAGGGACAAUAUUUUCUUCUCCAGGGAUUCAUUUUGAGAAGGGAAAUGAGAAAAAAAAUGAUCAUACCAUAAUGAACAUCUUAACUAUAUAUAGCACACAGUAGCUACCCCAUCAACCUUUGAAAGGAGAAUCAUCAGCAGAUAUUUCAAGAAGCAGAUAUUUGGUCUUUUUUUAGGACAAAAAAAGGAAUUCGUUUAAAGGAACAUCUGUUCAUUAGACCCUGGCCAGAAUGAGGGGAUGGGAGAAGCAAAUCAACUGAAGUUCUUAUUUAUUGUUUCUCAUAUUUGACCUUGAGCUAGACAUUCCAAAUUGCCAUUUUCUCCCCUGUACCUCCCAUCCCGUGGUACAGAAAAGAACCUUAGAGAGGGCCUGUCACUAUUUUCACCAAGAGUGUGACUUUGGUUGAGUCACUGCUGUCCUGAAGUAUAAAAUAAGGGAGGGUGGUUGUGUGAUCUGUGGAAAUGAUUACCCCUCUGAUGUCCCGUGGCUCUGUACGAUACUGAUGAGGGGAUGGCCUGCACUGCAUGUUAAUGCGAAAGUCAGUUGCUCAGUCGUGUCUGACUCUUUGCGACCCUGUGGACUGUAACCCGCCAGGCUUCUCUGUCCAUGGAAUUC